ACAAAACAGACAAACAGUGACUCGGGAAAAUUAGUGAUAAAAUCAUUAAAAAUGCACGGCCGAUUGAAAGUCCGCACGAGUGCCGAAGAGGCAGCUCGGAAGAAGAAAGAACAGGAACAGAAGGUGAAGGCGUAUCGAGCUGCAAUGAAACGAAUUUUGGAAAAGAAAACCGCCGAUGAGCUGGACUCUGAAAUGAUGCACCUGACGGCGAAGCUGCUAAGCAGCAAUCCCGAUAUUGCCACGCUGUGGAACCUACGAAGAAUGUGCAUUCUCAAGCAACAAGAAACGGAUUCCGAGAUUCAGAACGUUUUCGAUAGGGAGCUUGGCUUUACGGAGAUGUGCCUGAUGGUGAACCCGAAGUCGUAUUGCGCCUGGCAUCAGCGAUGCUGGAUACUGGAAAAUGCACCCGAGGCCAACUGGCAAAAGGAGGUGGAUCUUUGCACAAAGUAUCUGAAGCUAGACGAGCGUAACUUUCACUGUUGGGACUACCGUCGCUACGUGGUGCAAAAGGCGGGUGUGUCCGCGGAGAAGGAGUUUGCGUUCUGCACGGAAAAGAUUGAGAAGAACUUUUCCAACUAUUCCUCGUGGCAUUACCGAAGCAAGUUGCUGCCGUUGCUGUAUCCGAACGUGGACGACCCAAGCCGUCCGAUUAGCGAGGAAAAACUGAAAGAAGAACUGGAGCUCGUUCUGACGGCCGCUUUCACCGAUCCCAACGAUAGCAGUGCAUGGUUUUACCAACGCUGGUUACUCGGCUACUCCCAACCGGAGCUCGAUCUUGCCGCCUUUCGAGUGGACACGGCGGAAAAUCUGGCCGUAGUUUCCUUCUCCAAACCGAUCGAUCUUUCCGGCGGAGGCUUUAAGCUGACGGUUUCUUGCUGUGAUGGCGAUUGUAAUGAUACGACCAAAUGGAAGCCGGUCAGCGAAGGUAGUUCCGUUGAUACUACCUGGACACUACGGGGAACAUUUCAGCUGAAAGACGACGAAAAUCCCACGGUUUCACUAGUAACGCCGGAAGGAGUUGAGCAUUCAGUUGACCUGAAACGUCCGACUCCGCAAACCGUGGUCGGAGUGAAAAAACCAAAGUUUGGCUACGAGUUUGGUUCGGCCAUUGUGGACGUGCUGAAGGCACAACUAGCAUCCUGUCUAGAGCUUCUUGAGUUCGAACCGGACAGCAAAUGGACGCUCCUCACGGCCGCCCUGCUAAUGAAAGCCAUCGACCAACGAGCACAUCAUGAAACGAUACGGAAGCACCUGACCGCGCUGGAAACGGUGGACCCUCUGCGUAGGGGAUACUAUCUUGAUCUGUCCAGCAAGUGGGCCAUCGAAAACCAACUCGAACGUUGGCUGGAGGCGGGUAACUUCACCGCCUCAAUCGACCUUUCCGGGCUGAAUCUGUCAGCCGUGAGCUACACGCAGUAUCUGGCGACGGCGGAAGUGGUCAAGCUGAGCAACAACCGGCUGGUGGAUCGUAAUGUAGGCACACUGCGGGAUCUGGUGUUUUGCCGUAGGCUUAGCUUGGAAGGGAAUGCCCUGGAAACGGGCGCUUCAAUCCCGAAACUACCUCUGCUUGAGGAGAUCAUCCUAAAAGACAACGCAAAGCUUACGAGUAACGACGCGUUGAUGGAAGUUUUACGAACCAAAGUGAAAAACAUAGUGUUGUAAGUCGAACAUUCCAUUGCUUUAAAGUUUGUUUUGAUAACGGGCACAAAUAAAACUAAAUCACAAGUAUAUCAA
Molecule: messenger RNA, 1734 nt
Organism: Anopheles coustani
Lineage: Eukaryota; Metazoa; Arthropoda; Insecta; Diptera; Culicidae
Gene: RabGGTa
Product: geranylgeranyl transferase type-2 subunit alpha
Exons: 4
Coding region: 52-1662 (536 amino acids)
Biological process (GO): protein geranylgeranylation
Cellular component (GO): cytoplasm; Rab-protein geranylgeranyltransferase complex
Molecular function (GO): Rab geranylgeranyltransferase activity
Source: RefSeq, a predicted model, not a curated record